GGCGACUCAUGCAUGCUUGAUGAGGCGAAUCCGAGGGUAAACAUGCGUGUAGUUUGGCAAUAACCACUAUCGCUUACUGUCUACUAGUGUCAAUUGAUCAAUGGACAUUUAAACCCAUAGUAAGAAUGUCGGAAAAGCCGAGAUCCCGGAAAAUAUCCUCGUCGGCGGAUCCUAAAAAGUCCCGCCUUGCCGUGGCACCAGUGGAAAACCUAAAAGAAAAACAGCAAAAGCUGAAGGAGGAGAGGGAAGCAAAGCGAGCCCACCUAGAUGAGCGCCACUUCUACAUCCUACAGACUGUGGCGGACAGCCUCGGUCUGGAACUCUCAGAGGUGGAGGAUGCCAUAUUGGAGGGAAAUCAGAUUGAAAUGAUGGACCAGUUUCUGAGUCCAAACAGUGUGAGCCAGCUUUUAUUUUACUACCAGGAACCAGAGCAUGUUGAACCAGUGGCUGUUGGAUUUCAUAUUCCCCAAACUGCCGAGUCAAGGAAAAAAGAUCAGAACAUUUUGGACCAUCUGAGAGUGGGUCCCCCACAGCCUAAAGUCUCCAAAACCUCCAAACCAAAAGUAUUUGUCACCAAUGGACGUGACACCCCACUGAGAGGGGUAGCCCUGGUCUUCACAAAGGUGGCCGAAGCUGACGUCACCAUUACAGAUACCAAUAUUAUGAAGGAAGUGACAUUCACUCGCCUUGACACCAGUGGGAAUGGAAAAAAUGGCAGUGGACUUCUGCAUGCUGUGGAGACUCUUCUGUCCUCCAUUUUUAUUCCUGCCCUGAAGAAUCUGGACAAAGGAUGGGGUGCCCUAGGUACACCCUCUGGUGAACAAGUCAGACAGGACUUCCUUAACACGCUCGACUCAUUUGUCUCCGUCCUUGUUGGUGCACAAGAAAGUUUGGAAGAGAAGGUAACUCUUAAGCCAUGUGAGACCUAUGACCUUUCCAAGAUCCAGACACCAGCCGACUAUCAGGCAGUGGCCAACAGCUCUGAGGCCCUGGAGGGGAUCGAGAACACUAUGAACGUCUGGCUGAAGCAGCUUGAACAAGUCCUGGCUGAGAGUGAGCAGAUGAGGAAGGAGGCAGACGAUAUAGGACCUCGAGCAGAGCUGGAUCACUGGAAAAAACGCAUGUCACGAUUCAACUAUCUCCUGGAUCAGAUCAAAGGGCCCGACGUUAAAGCUGUUCUGGGUGUUCUGCAUGCCUCUCAAUCAAAGCUUAUCAAGCAAUGGCAGGAACAUGACAGAAGAAUAACUGAUCUGGCCAAUGAGGCCCGAGAUAAUGUUAAGUUCCUGUACACCCUAGAGAAAUUCUGUGACCCCCUUUACAACAGUGACCCUGUUGGUAUGUUGGAAGGCAUCCCUGGUCUGAUCAAUGCUAUCAGAAUGAUCCAUUCCAUCUCCAGGUAUUACAACACUUCAGAGAGGAUGACAUCUUUGUUUGUCAAGAUUACCAAUCAGAUGAUCACAGCCUGUAAGUCAUACAUCAGCUGUCAGAAGACAGAAACUGUCUGGACCCAGAAUCAAGCAGACGUUGUCCGUAAACUCAACGACUGCAUCAAGCUGAAUGAAGAGUACCAGCGGUGUUUCCAUAAGACCAAGGAAAAGCUGGAGAAGAUGCCUAAUGAGAGGCCAUUUGAAUUCUCCGAGAUGUACAUCUUUGGAAAGUUUGACACCUUCACCAGGAGGCUAAAGAAAAUCAUUGAAAUGUUUGAGACCAUCUCCAUGUACUCCCACUUAUCUGAGUCCAAAAUUGAAGGAAUUGAGCAGUCUGCAACAAGAUUUAAUGUCAUUGUGACAAACAUGAAGAAGAAACCGUACGAUUUCUUGGAUCAAAGGAAGCAAGAGUUUGAGGUGGAUUUUGAUGAAUUCAAGAGGAUGGUGGCUGAACUUCAUCAAAACAUCCAGUUGUUUAUGGACCAGAAGUUUGAGAGAAUCGUUAGCACCACCAGAGCUCUGGUUCUGCUCCAGAGGUUUGAGAAGCUGAAUUUACCAGGUCUGGGUAUCUAUGAUAAGUACCAGAGAAUUCUCAGUCACUAUGGGAAGGACAUUGAAAAUGUGUCCAAACUGUACCAGAAAAACAAGAAUGACCCACCAGUGGCUAGAGAUUUGCCUCCUAUUGCUGGAAAAAUAGCUUGGGCCAGACAACUGUACCGCCGAAUUCAAGAUCCCAUGGAGGUUUUCAAACAGCAGGGGAAAUUACUGGAGAUCCCAGAGGCUAAGAAGAUCAUCAAGAAUUUCAACAAACUGGCAAAAGUUCUGCUGGAGUUUGAGAUGUUGUACCAUAGAGGAUGGCUUAGACAGAUGGAGGCUGCUAGAUCUGGUCUGCAGGCUUCACUCCUGAUCAAACACCCAGAGACUGGAGAACUGUUUGUGAACUUUGACGCUCAGAUCCUGACCAUGGUGAGAGAGACUGAGUGCAUGGCCAGGCUUGGACUGGAGAUUCCCCCACUAGCUGUCACAAUGAGAGCCAAACAGACAGAAUACAAAGACAACUACAAUGCACUCCAGAUGCUGCUGCAAGAGAACAAGAGAGUAAGAAGCAAGAUCCCAACAGCAUUUGAGAGCUUGAUGGGUCCACACAUCAGCAAAGUAGACAAGAGAUUGGAGCCUGGCCUUAACAAGUUGUCCUGGACUUCCCUCAACAUACAGGACUACAUACAGGAAGUGUACAGUGUGUUGGGUGAGCUGGAACUGCUGAUGGAUCGUGCCCACGAUUUGAUGGAGUUCAGAAUCGAUGCUGUUCUGAAGGAGAUGUCCACCACUAAGCUGUGCCAGCUACCAGAGGUUGAACCUUGGCUGUGUGAUGCUUUCCUGGAAAACACCCAGAUGCUGUGUGCAAAAGGAGCAGUCGCGCUACAGACGAAGUCUCUGGUGGUGGAGGAAGCAGCCAAUGAACUGAUCAACAUGUUGUGUCCCGCUGAUAUGGAGGAGGAGGAGGAAAAGAUAGGGAUGGAGGAAGAUGAAGAUGAACAACGAAGCCAGGCUGGUAGCCCCACUGGUUCUCAGGGUGCUAGGACCAGCAGCAGGAAAUCACGACCGGUGUCCUCAAAAGCUAACCUUGUAGCCAAGAAGAAACGAGAAAUGAAAGAGAACAUCGAAGAAGCAGCUAAUGAGCUGUUGGCUCACUUCAACCACAGGAACCAGGAUGCUCUUAUGAAGGUCACUAAGAACACUCUGGAAUCUCUACGGAAACGAAUCACUUCCAGCUCCAUGGUCCAUUACCUUGGAGAUUCUGGAAGCUUUGGUGAUGCUAAGAAAGACAGUGGCCCCUUCUUUAAGACUUUUGCUACACUGGCCAUUCCAAACAUUGUCAUGCAGCCUGCUUUGGAUGAAGUUCAACAGACCGUGAACAAAGCUGCUCAGAUGAUUAUUUCAGUCAGCAAAGGUGUGGCUAAAUGGAGCGAGGAAAGAAAAAGACCCCAGAAAUCUGCAGCAGAACGUGAGCAUGCUGUAGCUGCUGAGCGUAGACAGAGUGUAGUCAGCGCUGCCUCUGAUGCUGCAGGAGAGAAGAAAGAAGAAGAGGCAGAAGUGAAGAACUACACCAUUACCCAGCAGGCCAAGAACUACUUCAAAGCUGUAUCUGAGAACAAAGAGGUCACGAAACUGGUGUCUCUUUUGUCCACCUCCAUCAACUCCACAAAGAAGGAGGUGACUACUGCCUUGGACAGAUUUGCUGGAUAUCAUCCAAUCUGGGAGAAGGACAGGGAUGAGGACUUGGAGGAGUUCAACAAAGAGGACCCCAAACUGUCAGAAUACGAGGCCAAAAUCAAACACUACGAGGAGCUGGAGGUGGAGAUCAAUGGACUGCCAGAGUUCUAUGAUGUUGGACCUAUUGCCUUGUACACAGAAAACCUGAAGCUUGGUUUGACCACAGAGACCAGAGCCUGGAAGCUCCAUUAUGGUAAGGCCUGUAAUCAGAAAUACAGCAUGGAGAUGGAGAGAAUCUUCACCUUUAUUGAGGACCUCACCAAACGUCUGGCACGUCCCCUCAAGGACCUCGAUGACAUCAGGUUUGCCAUGGCAGCCCUCAAAGAGAUUCGUGAUGAUGAAAUCAGGAUAGACAUGUUGAUUGGUCCAAUUGAGGAAUCUUAUGCCAUGUUGAUCAAACAUGACCUGCCAGUAAACAAGGAGGAGACAGAGAGAUGUGACACACUGCGUUACUCCUGGGAGAAACUUCAGGUCCAGACUUCAGAAGUUCAGACAGAACUUCUACAAGUACAGCCCCAGUUCAAGGAGGAACUCAUCGAAAAUGUCAAGAUCUUCAAUACUGACUGCAAGAACUUCUAUGAGAGUUACGAUACACAAGGACCAAUGGUGGCAGGUGUACCCCCUCGCGAGGCCUCUGACAGACUGGUCAUCUACCAGAACAACUUUGACGUCCUCUACAAGAAGUUUGUCACCUACACAGGUGGGGAGGAACUGUUUGGCUUGCCUGUGUCAGAUUACCCCAAGCUCGGACAGAUUAAAAAGGAGCUCAAUCUGCUUCAGAAACUGUACAACUUGUACAACAAUGUUCUGGAAACUGUGCAUGGAUAUUAUGAUAUACUGUGGACUGACAUUAAUAUUGAGAAAAUUAACAAUGAACUUUUGGAAUUUCAAAACAAAUGUAGAAAACUCCCCCGUGCCUUGAAAGACUGGCCUGCCUUUGAAGAUCUGAAGAAAACAAUCGACAAUUUCAACGAAAUGGUGCCUCUGCUGGAGUUGAUGACUAACAAAGCCAUGAAGCCUCGCCAUUGGAACAGAAUGGCAGAGGUCACAGGUCAUGUGUUUGAUGUUGAAAGUGAUAACUUUGCUCUGAAGAACAUUCUGGAAGCUCCACUGCUUCAGUUCAAGGAAGAUAUUGAGGAUAUCUGUAUCUCAGCUGUGAAGGAGAAGGACAUUGAAGCCAAACUGAAGCAGGUCAUUGCAGACUGGAACAAUAAGGAAUUCACCUUUGGUCAGUUCAAAAACAGAGGAGAGCUCCUACUCAGGGGAGAUAAUACAUCAGAAAUUGUAUCCCUUAUGGAAGACUCGCUCAUGGUUCUCAGCUCAUUGCUCAGCAACAGGUAUAAUGCUCCCUUUAAGAAGAAUAUCCAGUUGUGGGUGCAGAACCUGACCAAUUCCUCAGAAAUCAUUGAGAACUGGAUGACUGUCCAGAACCUGUGGGUGUACCUUGAAGCUGUAUUUGUUGGUGGAGAUAUUGCCAAACAACUGCCAAAGGAAGCCAAACGAUUCAGCAACAUUGACAAGUCCUGGAUUAAGAUAAUGACCCGAGCUCAUGAGACUCCUAAUGUUGUCCAGUGCUGUGUGGGAGAUGAGACCUUAAUGCAGCUGUUGCCUCAUCUUCUGGAACAACUCGAGCUCUGUCAAAAGUCUCUCACUGGAUACCUGGAGAAGAAGCGUUUGUUAUUCCCUCGAUUCUUCUUUGUGUCUGACCCGGCUCUGCUUGAGAUUCUGGGACAGGCCAGUGACCCACAUACUAUCCAGGCACACUUACUAUCCGUGUUUGACAACACCAAAACAGUCAAGUUUCAUGAAAAAUUCUACGACCAGAUUCUGGCCAUUUAUUCUUCAGAAAAUGAAACCAUUGAUCUUGAGAAGCCAGUAAAGGCGGAGGGUAACGUAGAGAGCUGGUUGAUGUCCCUGAUGUUGAUGGCUCAGAAAUCUCUCCAUGGUGUCAUCCGUACAGCUGCCAUGUCCAUUCAGGACAGCAGCUUCCAGCUUCUGGAGUUCUUAAACAUGUUCCCUGCUCAGGUUGGAAUUCUGGGAAUCCAGAUGAUCUGGACUCGUGAUGCCACGGAGGCCUUAACCCAUGCCCGUUAUGACAGGAAGAUCAUGCAGCAGACGAAUCAGGCCUUCCUGGAUCUACUGAACAUCCUCAUCAACCAGACAACACAGGAACUCAGUAAAGUGGAGAGGACCAAGUUUGAAACUCUCAUCACCAUCCAUGUCCACCAGAAGGACAUCUUUGAUGACUUGUGCCGCAAUCAUGUGAAGUCCCCCACAGACUUUGAAUGGAUGAAGCAGUCCAGAUUCUACUUCCUGGAAGACCAAGACAAAUGCCUGAUUUCUGUAACAGAUGUGGACUUUAUUUAUCAGAAUGAGUUCUUAGGCUGUACUGAACGUCUAGUCAUCACGCCUCUCACUGACAGAUGUUACAUUACUCUGGCCCAGGCCUUGGGAAUGUCAAUGGGCGGCGCCCCUGCAGGUCCUGCAGGAACAGGAAAAACAGAGACCACCAAAGACAUGGGCCGUUGUCUUGGUAAAUAUGUCGUCGUCUUCAACUGCUCCGAUCAGAUGGACUUCCGAGGUCUGGGUCGUAUCUAUAAAGGUCUGGCCCAGUCUGGAUCCUGGGGAUGCUUUGAUGAGUUCAAUCGUAUUGACCUACCUGUGCUUUCUGUGGCUGCUCAGCAGAUUGCUAUUGUGUUGACAGCAAAGAAAGAGAGGAAGAAGAACUUUAUCUUCACUGAUGGUGACAAUGUGUCUCUCAGUCCUGAAUUUGGAAUUUUCUUGACAAUGAACCCUGGUUAUGCCGGUCGUCAGGAGUUGCCAGAAAAUUUGAAGAUUAAUUUCCGUACAGUAGCCAUGAUGGUUCCCGACAGACAGAUCAUCAUCCGUGUCAAACUUGCCUCAGUCGGUUUCCUUGAUAACAUCACACUGGCCAGAAAGUUUUACACUUUAUACAAACUCUGUGAGGAACAGCUUACCAAACAAGUGCACUAUGACUUUGGUUUGAGAAACAUCUUGUCCUGUUUGAGGACAUUGGGUACUGUGAAGAGACAAAACAAAGAUGACCCUGAAGCCAUGAGUGUAAUGAGAGUAUUGAGAGACAUGAACCUCUCUAAGCUUGUGGAUCAAGAUGAACCUCUCUUCUUGUCCCUGAUCAAUGACUUGUUCCCAGGAAUUACACUGGACAAGGGAGGCUACCCAGAUCUAGAGGGCGCUAUUGCUCGCCAGAUUGAGGAUGCCAAAUUGGUUGCUCAUCCUCCAUGGACACUCAAACUCAUUCAGCUGUUUGAGACCCAGCGAGUAAGACAUGGUAUGAUGACCCUGGGACCCAGUGGAGCAGGAAAAACCUGCUGUAUCCAUGUCCUGAUGAAGGCCAUGACAGACUGCGGAGAGCCCCACAAGGAGAUGAGAAUGAACCCCAAGGCCAUAACAGCCCCUCAGAUGUUUGGACGUCUUGAUGUAGCCACCAAUGACUGGACAGAUGGUAUCUUCUCUACCCUGUGGAGGAGAACUCUCAGAGCCAAAAAAGGUGAGCACAUCUGGUUGGUGUUGGAUGGACCAGUAGAUGCUAUUUGGAUUGAGAACUUGAACUCUGUACUGGAUGACAAUAAGACCUUGACCCUCGCUAAUGGAGAUCGUAUCCCCAUGGCUCCCAACUGUAAGAUUAUCUUUGAGCCCCACAACAUUGAUAAUGCCUCCCCUGCCACUGUCUCUAGGAAUGGUAUGGUGUACAUGUCCAGCUCAGGACUGGACUGGAAGCCCAUUCUUCAGUGCUGGUUGAAUUCAAGACCAAUCAAUGAACAAGCCAUCAUUAUGGAUUUGUUUGAGAGAUCUUUCCCCCUGUUGUUGCGCUAUGCUGUACAAAAUUUGACAUUCAAAAUGGAGGUCCUCGAAGCCUUUAUCAUCUCUCAGGCCUGCAAACUUCUGGAAGGACUGAUUCCCUCAAAGGAUGACAAGGAUACUGGAAAUGUGAGUCAAUCUCACUAUGAACAUUUGUACAUCUUCACUCUUAUGUGGACCAUUGGUGCUUUCUUGGAGUGGGAUGAUAGGAUAAAGGUAGAGGAGUUCCUGAGGAACAAUGAUGAAAUCACUCUGGAUUUACCACCCACCAAUAAGGAGGCUGAUGAGACCAUGUUUGAUUACAUGGUUGAUACAAAUGGCUCAUGGCAGCACUGGAGCACCAAAGUGGAGCCCUACCACUACCCCACCGACAGCACACCCGAGUAUGGCUCUAUUUUGGUCCCUAUGGUUGACAAUGUCCGUACAGAGUUCCUCAUCAAGGCCAUUGCUAAGCAAGAGAAGGCUGUCCUUCUGAUUGGAGAGCAGGGUACAGCUAAGACCGUGAUGAUCAAUGGUUACAUGAACAAAUAUAACCCUGAGUACCAUCUAGCUCAGUCCCUCAACUUCUCCUCUGCUACCACUCCUCUCAUGUUCCAGAGAACCGUUGAGAGUUAUGUUGACAAAAGAGUGGGCAGCACAUAUGGACCUCCUGCUGGUAAGAAAAUGACAGUUUUCAUUGAUGACAUCAACAUGCCGGUGAUUAACGAGUGGGGAGAUCAGAUCGCUAAUGAAAUCGUGAGACAACUGAUGGAAUACAAAGGUUUCUACAAUCUGGAGAAACCAGGAGACUUCACCAAUAUUGCAGAUGUCCAGUUUCUAGCUGCUAUGAUCCAGCCUGGUGGAGGCCGUAAUGAUAUCCCUCAGAGACUGAAGAGACAGUUUGUCAUCAUUAACUGCACUCUUCCCUCCAACCCAUCCAUUGACAAGAUCUUCAGCUGUAUUGGAUGUGGCCAUUACAUCAAGGAGAGAGGAUUCACGCAGGACGUCAUCGACAUGACAGCUAGACUGGUUCCCAUUACAAGAAGACUCUGGCAGCUUACAAAGAUAAAGAUGUUGCCCACUCCAGCCAAGUUCCACUACGUCUUCAACUUGCGUGACUUGUCCAGGAUCUGGCAGGGCAUGAUCAACACAGAUAAUACUGUGAUCACGUCCUCAAAGGAAAUUCUGUGGUUAUGGAAACAUGAGUGUAGCAGAGUCAUCGCAGACAGGUUUACAACAGCAGAUGAUGCACAAUGGUUUGAGAAAACCUUGUUGCGAGUCAUAGGGGAAGAGAUGGGGGAAGAUAAUUUAGAAAUUGUCAGACCCACUUACUACUUUGGAGAUUUUAUGAGGGAUGCUCCAGAGGCCACUGGUGAUGAACCGGAUGAUGCUGACUUUGACAUGCCUAAGGUUUAUGAACCGAUUCCCAGCUUUGAAGCAUUGGAGGAGAGGUUACAGAUGUUUUUACAGCAGUACAAUGAGGGAAUCCGAGGUUCCGGAAUGGAUCUGGUGUUCUUUAAGGAUGCCAUGAUCCAUUUGGUGAAGGUUUCCAGGAUUAUUCGCACCCCCCGUGGUAAUGCCUUGUUGGUCGGUGUGGGAGGAUCAGGAAAACAGUCCCUCACCAAGCUAGCCUCUUUCAUCGCUGGGUACAAAACAUUCCAGAUCACUCUCACAAGGUCGUACAAUGUGACCAAUCUGCUUGAGGAUCUGAAGUUCCUGUAUCGUACAGCUGGGGCCCAGGGCAAGGGGAUUACCUUCAUCUUCACUGACCAGGAAAUCAAGGAUGAGGCCUUCCUUGAGUACCUCAAUAAUGUCCUCUCCUCUGGUAUUGUUGCCAACUUGUUUGCCAGAGAUGAGAUGGAUGAAAUCAUGGGAGACCUUAUCCCCAUCAUGAAAAAGGAAUUCCCGAAGCGACCCCCCUCUAAUGAGAAUCUUUAUGAGUAUUACCUGACCAGAGUUAGGAACAACCUCCAUGUUGUCCUGUGUUUUUCACCAGUUGGAGAGAAGUUCCGAGCUCGAGCCCUGAAAUUCCCUGGUCUUAUCUCGGGUUGUACCAUGGACUGGUUCCAGCGCUGGCCAAAGGAUGCUCUAAUUGCUGUAGCUGACCACUUCCUGUCUAACUUCAACAUUGAGUGUUCAGCAGAGGUCAAGAAGCAGGUCAUUCAAACUAUGGGUCUGAUCCAUGAUGGGGUAGCAGAAUCUUGUGUCAGCUACUUUCAGAGGUACCGUCGUUCAACCCAUGUUACUCCAAAAUCAUACCUAUCAUUCAUCAAUGGUUACAAAACAAUCUACUCUGACAAGAAGAAUGAAAUCGGUGAAUUAGCUGAAAGAAUGAACACAGGUUUGGAGAAGCUCAUUGAAGCUGGACAACAGGUGGCAAAACUGAAAGAGGAAUUGGCAGUGAAAGAAAAGGAACUUGCUAUUGCUUCAGAAAAGGCAGACAAAGUGUUGAAAGAAGUGACAGUCAAAGCACAGGCUGCUGAAAAGGUGAAAGAACAAGUGCAAAAAGUCAAGGACAAAGCUCAGGGCAUUGUGGAUGCCAUUGAAAAAGACAAAGCUAUUGCCUUUGAGAAGCUAGAAAAGGCUCGUCCUGCCUUGGAAGAGGCAGAGGCUGCCUUGAACACCAUCAAACCAGCAGAUAUUGCUACAGUGAGAAAGCUUGGUAAACCUCCCCACCUCAUCAUGAGGAUCAUGGACUGUGUACUCAUUCUCUUCCAGAAGAGGGUCAAUCCAGUAGAAAUGGACUCAGAGAGACCUUGUGUCAAACCAUCCUGGUCUGAGGCUCUUAAGCUUAUGUCAGGAACCAACUUCCUGCAGUCUUUGAUAAACUUCCCUAAGGAUAGCAUCAAUGAUGAGACAGUGGAAUUACUGGACCCCUACCUGUCACAGGAGGACUACACUCUGGAAGUUGCCAAGCGUGUCUGUGGUAAUGUUGCUGGUCUGCUUUCCUGGACAAGAUCAAUGGCUGUGUUCUUUGAAAUCAACAAAGAAGUCUUGCCAUUAAAGGCAAAUUUGGCUGUACAAGAGGCUAGGCUGGGUGUUGCCAUGGGUGACCUUCAGAAAGCUCAGGCACAACUGGAUGAAAAAGAGGCUGAGUUGGCUAAAGUGAGGGCCAUGUAUGACCAAGCCAUGAGAGAAAAACAAACCCUAUUGGAUGAUGCGGAGACAUGUCGUAGGAAGAUGACUGCGGCUGCAGCUCUCAUUAACGGUCUACAGGGAGAGAGGGACAGAUGGACGGAACAGAGCAAAGAGUUCAGGGCACAGAUUGGCAGAUUGGUUGGUGAUGUCUUGGUUUGCACUGCCUUCUUAUCAUACUCUGGUCCAUUCAACCAAGAUUUCAGACUUCUGCUGAACCAGAAAUGGUUCAAGGAGUUAAAGAGCCGGAAGAUCCCAUGUACCCUCAAUCUGAGUGUUAUUGACAUGUUGACAGAUCCCACCAUUAUUGGAGAGUGGAAUCUGCAAGGUCUGCCCAACGAUGAGUUGUCCACACAGAACGGUAUCAUUGUCACUAAGGCCUCAAGAUACCCCCUCCUGAUAGAUCCCCAGGGUCAGGGCAAAAACUGGAUCAAGAACAGGGAGUCUCAGAAUGAACUCCAGCUGACCUCAUUGAACCACAAAUAUUUCCGUACCCACCUUGAGGACUCCAUGUCUCUGGGUCGCCCAUUAUUAAUUGAGGAUGUAGCAGAAGAAUUGGACCCUGCCCUAGACAAUGUCUUGGAAAAGAACUUCAUCAAGGUUGGGUCAACACUGAAGGUCAAGGUUGGAGACAAGGAAUGUGACAUCAUGAAGGGUUUUGUCUUGUACAUCACCACCAAGCUGGGUAACCCCUCCUACACCCCUGAGGUGUCAGCUAAGACCUCCAUUAUUGACUUCACUGUCACAAUGAAGGGACUGGAAGAUCAGCUGCUCGGUCGUGUCAUCUUGACAGAGAAGGCUGAACUGGAAUCAGAAAGAGUGAAACUGAUGGAAGAUGUCCAGUCCAACAAGAAAAAGAUGAAGGAAUUAGAGGACAACUUACUGUACAGACUGACCAGUACAAAAGGAUCUCUUGUUGAUGAUGAGGACUUGAUCAAUGUACUGAACACAACUAAAGCUACUGCACAAGAUGUCAGCCAGAAACUGCAGGUAGCUGCCGAGACUCAGACAAAGAUCACCUUGGCUAGAGAGGAGUUCCGUCCUGUAGCAGCCCGUGGCAGUAUUUUGUAUUUCUUGAUCGUGGAGAUGGGACUUGUGAACUGCAUGUACCAGACUUCUCUCAAACAGUUCCUGUACCUGUUUGACUUGUCUAUGGCCAGGUCUGCCAAAUCUCCAAUCACACAAAAGAGAAUCCAGAACAUCAUAGACUACAUGACCUUUGAGGUGUUCAAGUACGCAGUUCGUGGUCUCUAUGAGGAAGACAAGAACACUUUUACCUUGUUGCUGGCUCUAAAGAUUGAUUUAGCAGCUGGAAAAAUCAAACACGAGGAGUUCAUGACCCUCAUCAAGGGAGGUGCCUCACUGGAUCUGAAUGUUGUGCAACCCAAACCUCACAAAUGGAUUGUGGACCUGACUUGGCUUAAUCUGGUGGAACUCAGCAAUCUUCACCAGUUCUCAGGAAUUCUAGACCAGGUGAGCCGAAAUGAAAAGCAAUGGAGACAAUGGUUUGACAAAGAGGCUCCAGAGGAAGAAGUGAUCCCAGAUGGUUACAACAACUCCCUGGACGUGUUCCGUCGUCUGCUGUUGGUCAGAUCCUGGUGCCCCGACAGAACCAUGUCACAGGCCAGAAAGUACAUAGCAGACACCUUGGGAGAUAAGUAUGCUGAAGGAGUGAUCCUGGACCUGGAGAAAAUGUGGAGUGAAAGCAACAGCAGGAAUCCAAUGGUGUGUCUGCUGUCCAUGGGAUCAGAUCCCACCAACAACAUCGAAGCCCUAGCCAAGAAACUCAAACUAGAAUGCAGAAACAUUUCUAUGGGUCAAGGACAGGAGGUCCAUGCCCGUCGUAUGAUGGCACAAGGAAUGGCUAAUGGUGGCUGGCUGCUUUUACAAAACUGCCACCUGUCCCUGGACUAUGUGGAGGAAGUCCUCGAUCAGCUUAUUGAGACGGAGACUAUCCACCAGGAAUUCAGACUCUGGGUCACCACAGAGGUCCACAAGAAGUUCCCCAUCAACUUCCUACAGAUUUCAAUUAAAUUCACCAAUGAGCCUCCACAAGGAAUCAAAGCUGGUCUGAAGAGGACCUAUGCUGGUCUUAGCCAGGAUUUCCUUGAUAUUUCAAACAUGCCUCAGUGGAAACCCAUGUUGUAUGGUGUGGCCUUCAUGCAUACUGUGGUGCAGGAGAGAAGAAAGUUUGGACCACUGGGAUGGAAUAUUCCAUAUGAAUUUAAUGCUGCUGACUUCAAUGCUAGUGUCCAGUUUGUUCAGAACCAUCUUGAUGACAUGGACAUCAAAAAGGGAGUGAACUGGACAUGUGUUCGCUAUAUGUUUGGUGAGAUCCAAUAUGGAGGACGUGUGACAGAUGACUUUGACAAGAGACUGCUGAACACAUUCUGUAAAGUCUGGUUUGGAGAGAACAUGUUCCAGAGUAACUUCUGCUUCUACAAAGGAUACAUUAUUCCUAAAUGUAACAAAAUGCAGGAGUACAUGGAUUACAUCAAUAACCUGCCGGGUACUGACACUCCCGAGGCGUUUGGUCUGCACGCCAAUGCUGACAUCACAUAUCAGAGCAAGUCAGCAAAGACUGUACUGGAUACUAUCCUGGAGAUCCAGCCUAAAGAUAGCAGUGGGGGAGGAAGUGGAGAGACUCGCGAGUCCAUCGUGUACCGCAUCUGUGAUGACAUGUUAGAGAAACUACCCAACGACUACGUACCAUUUGAGGUCAAGGCCAGAUUGGAGAAAAUGGGUCGCCUGCAGCCAAUGAACAUUUUCCUCAAGCAGGAGUUGGACCGCAUGCAGCGUGUCAUCUCAACAGUGAGAAACACACUUCAAGACCUGAAACUGGCCAUUGAUGGAACCAUCAUUAUGAGUGAAGCUCUACGUGAUGCUCUUGACUGCAUGUAUGAUGCCAGGAUUCCUAAACUGUGGCAGAAGAUUUCCUGGGACUCCAGUACCCUCGGCUUCUGGUUCACUGAACUGAUUGACAGAAACAGUCAGUUCCAUACCUGGUGCUUUGAUGGCCGACCAGUGACUUUCUGGAUGACUGGAUUCUUUAAUGCUCAGGGAUUCCUUACAGCAAUGAGACAGGAGGUGACAAGAGCUCAUAAGGGUUGGGCUUUAGAUGGAGUGGUCCUACACAACGACGUUACCCGCCAGAUGAAGGAUGACAUUACCACACCGCCCUCAGAGGGUGUGUACGUGUAUGGACUUUUCCUUGAAGGGGCUGGUUGGGACAAGAGGGGCAGCAAGCUCAUCGAACCCAAGCCCAAAGUCCUGUUCGAGCCCCUGCCAGUUAUCCAUAUUUACGCCAUCAACACCACGUCGGAUAAAGAGGAUACAAGAAUGUACAAAUGUCCGAUCUACAAGAAACCACGCAGGACAGACUUAACCUACAUUGCAGCCGUCUUCUUGAAGACCAAUCAAAACCCUGAUCACUGGGUGUUGCGUGGUGUCGCACUGUUAUGUGACAUUAAGUAAACUGUUUUCUAAAACUUAUUAGUAUAAACCUUUACCAAAGUCAAUGUUUCUAAAAGUCAGAAGACUGUUUUACAUCAAUAUAUAUAUUUCGGAAGUUGUUGCUAAAUAAUUUUCUUAUAGUUUCUGUUACAGAAAUAUUAAUAUUUAUACAUAGGACAUAGCUCAUUUUUGAGUAAUUUACACUCUAUUGCCAGUUUUAUAUUUAAUAGAAAAUUUACAAAUAUUGAUAUUUUGAUUUUUAUCCGUCCAUUGCUUUAUUAGUUGGAUAAGUGAUUAGCAUUGUGGUUAUGGUGUAGUAAUUACUUUGUCAGUUAACGUACAUUAUAUAUGUUGCCUUUUGUUGCACAUUUGCUUGAAAUUGUUUACAAUCUACUUAACAAAGGAGAGCUAUUCAAAGGAAGAGAACAUUCAUGCUUUUUUAAUUGUUUCAUUUUAAUUGAUUCAUCUCAUGAGAAAGGCACAUAAAAGAUCACUAACAAUAAAUUUGGGAUAUUUGAUAGAAGGGAUUGGAAAUGUAAGUUAAAGUGUUGAUAAACACACGUUAUUGUCGUUUUUCUGAAAGUUUAGAUAGUGUAGUGUUUAGCAUAAUGAAGAUGAUCCAGAAAGCUGUGAUAUGAUAGCUAGGUCACUGACCUUUGUCAUGUGAUUUAAUUAACCGUCCAUUAAGUCUUUUAAUUAGCCUUUCAGAGCAUUAUGUUGAUAUUUAGGAGAUAAUAUUUAUUUUUUUCUUCAUUAGUAACAGAUUUUUUUUUCUAUCUGUCUUUAUUUCUGUAGCAUCCGUUUAUAAUUUGUUUGAUUUUCACAUCUUGUGGUGAAAUGUUCAUAUUAUUUUAUACCAAUGUUUUCAGUCGACUACUUCAGUAGUUCUGUUAGAUAAUAAACUUUAUAUUAA
Saccostrea echinata is the source of this 15021-nucleotide messenger RNA. Its product is annotated as dynein axonemal heavy chain 5-like. Bases 126 to 14129 code for a protein of 4667 amino acids. NCBI's taxonomy places the organism in Eukaryota, Metazoa, Mollusca, Bivalvia, Ostreida, Ostreidae. Gene Ontology annotation, biological process: microtubule-based movement. The transcript is spliced from 62 exons. The record is from RefSeq and is a predicted model, not a curated record. Gene Ontology annotation, cellular component: dynein complex. Gene Ontology annotation, molecular function: minus-end-directed microtubule motor activity; dynein light intermediate chain binding; dynein intermediate chain binding.